This is a messenger RNA of Candoia aspera, 4227 nucleotides long. It is a transcript of the gene TM2D1, whose product is annotated as TM2 domain containing 1. NCBI's taxonomy places the organism in Eukaryota, Metazoa, Chordata, Lepidosauria, Squamata, Candoiidae. Bases 163 to 759 code for a protein of 198 amino acids. The record is from RefSeq and is a predicted model, not a curated record. The transcript is spliced from 7 exons.
CGCUCCGCCUCUUCUGCCCUUCUUCGCGCUCUGUGAGAUGGCGUCGAGCGUUCCGCGAAAGGGCUACGGGACCAUCUGAGAAGGAGGAGGGAGAAGGAGGAGGUUUCUUUUCCAACAGGGCCACCUGGCAGGGGAACCGGCUGUCAAACGACGACAGGCAGCAUGGCACCUCUCUGGCCCUGGGGAACCUUGUGGCUGGCUUAUUUCGCAGCUCGGGGUGUGGCGAGCGACGAUCCUCCAUUGAAGUGCGAAGAUCUGCGAAUCGGCCAAUAUCCUGAAAGCGGGAGGACGCCAAGGGAACCCGGUCACCAUGAUCCUAAAAUAGACAAUGCAACCCAAGAACCCAUGAAGUGUACUAAUCAUACUGCAUAUGUUGCCUGUCUUCCAGCCCCAAAUAUUACUUGUAAAGAUUUCAGUGGAAAUGAAACUCAGUUUACUGGAAAUGAAAUUGGAUUUUACAAGCCUGUUGAAUGUCGAAGUGUAAAUGGUUACUCCUAUAAAGUAGCAGUAGCUCUGUCUUUGUUUCUUGGCUGGUUGGGAGCAGAUCGGUUUUAUCUAGGAUACCCUGCAUUAGGUUUGUUAAAGUUCUGCACAGUAGGCUUUUGUGGAAUUGGUAGUUUGAUUGACUUCAUUCUGAUUUCAAUGCAGAUUGUGGGACCAUCUGAUGGUUCUAAUUACAUAAUAGAUUAUUAUGGUGCAAGGCUUACCAGGCUGAGUAUUACGAAUGAAACAUACAGAAAACCUCAAAUAUACCCUUAGUCUUGCCAAAUUCACUUAUUUUAUUUGAGCGUGAGAAGAUGCCUGCACACUAAAUGACGGAAGUGGACUGUCUUCGGAGGACAGAGAAGCGUCAUCAACUCUUGUCAUCCGCUCUUUCUGCACAAAGGAGAAGUAGUAGACUGCGUUAUUAUACACUCUGCUGAUUACACAAAAGGAGCUGAGAGCUUUUGUGCCAUGGCUUUAACUGUAACCCUAUUGAAAAGAAGACAAUGACUUAUCUUUUAAAUUGUUUGGUAAAUGAAAGCAAAAUAUGGACAUUUUAUGAUAAAUACAUCAUGAACUACUGCACAAAGGACUUUAUAUGAGUUACACAAAAGCUGAAAAGUGUGUGUGUGAAUAUAAAGGAAAAACAGGAAGAAAUUACCUCACCACUCAACAGCCCUUUCCCUACUGCUAUUUAAAAAGAAGAAGAGAAAUCAAACAAAAAAUGUGUUGUUAUACAGAUGUACCAGGUUGCAGCUCAUUCACUCCCUCCCGCCCUCACAUCAAGUACAUUCUGUACUUUUGGCAAUGAGUUGACUGGAUAUUUAGAAGCUGCGAACUGUUCUGAAAGUUUCAUACAGUGGGUUAUGGGCCAUGUGUGUUUGAUCAAAAUUCAAUUACUGCACUGCGCCAGGCUUGGAAACCUAUCAUUGCAAGUUAUGAAGUAUGACGAAAUAAGCUGCUCUAAUUGGUUCAGUAUGGGGAGCAGUCUCAACCAAGCUUGUUAUGAUAAAUAGCUUCCUAUGUUAAAGGUUCUCUAGAGCUUAAGUGUCUUGGCUCACCUCGUUCAACAGAAUAAGAAUAUUGUUCCCCAGGAACAUUUACAUCAUUGUCUCCCUUCCCAGGUUGGAGUUGAAUAUUUGUGGCAUUUUUAUCUUACUGUUCUUGAGGAAUCUAAGCAUAAAUAUAUAUCACUUCUUCCAAUCAUAAAAUACCUUGUGUCCCCAUACACGUUGGUUAUUGGUAAUGUCACUUUUGUCAGCUUGGAAAAUCUUAGCUGUUGUUUAAAGUCAAAUCCACUUCAUAAGCCAUAAAAAAAGUGAUGUCAAAUGCUCUGCAACUCCUAGCUGAGACUUGCCUUACUAAAAGUGUUCCACACAUGCUAAAACUGAAGUAAGGGAUUUUUAUGGUAGAUUUCUGUUAUGAAAAUAAACUCUUGUUUGAUUAUCCUCAUGUAAGCAAACUGGAAGAUAGAGCUAGAACAGUCUGAAGCUACUAUAUAUGUCUGCUUUAUGGUGUUCAAGAAUAUUUGAUGGUGUUCAAGGAUCCUUGAUGUGCAAUUAUGCUAUUUCACUUUAGGAAAAAGGUAUAAAGUAUAUAGUGUUUCUGCUUCUUUGCUUAAGGAAACUAGGGGAAAAAAUAAGCCUUCCCUUUAGUAAUUUGUCUUGUUGGACUCAAAUUAGUUAUCUGAAUAGGUCAUUUUUUUCCUGUAGUAAUUUAACACACUGUUAUCCAGGUUUCAUUUGUUUUAUGAGCUUUGAUCUCAUCAUAGUUUGCCUUUAUAUUUAAAUGUCCUCUUUAACCUUCUGCCAAAAGAUGUGUGUAAUGCUGAAGUCGGCAUUUUCAGCAUGUACUGCAUUUGCUGCAAAAUUUCAAUUGUAUAAACCAUUCACCUUAGUCAUCACUUAAUCAAGCAAUGACUAAGUGCAGCAAUCCAAAAUUAAAAACUUGAAACAGUAGAUGUAAAAUCUACAUCUGAGUAAGAUAAACACACACACACACACUUGUUUUUCAAAGUAGGAUGUGAUCAAAUAUUUUAGAAUGGGUGGUAGGAGAAAAUACAUAAUAGAAAAUGUCAUUAGCUUGGGCAGAUGAUGUAUUUUUUUCAAACAAAACUCAGAAGAAUAUUGUAUUACGGUUUUUAAUAAAAAUUCUGCAAGAAAUAACUUUACCUUUAAAAAUAGAAUAUGAUGGCAGGCAUUUAUGCUCAUCUUCCUUCUGGCAAAUCAGCCUUUUUUUGUGUAUUGAAUCUCACUUGAUUGAAUAGCAUUGAGGCUGCCAGAGUAAAUGCUAUUAUCAAUGUACAGUAAUUAAGGAAAUAGUCCUUGUCACUCGAACAGCAUCCAGGCUGUGCCUGGUGUAAUAAAGUUAAAUGAUAAAGAAAUCUCUUUAAAUAAAGUGCAACUACUGGAGCAUGGUUACUCUUGAAAUGCAGUGGAACAAUGCAGUGGAAAAUUAUUGCUGAUAGGAAAAUAUGCCCACUGAACACAAUGUAAGACUUCUUAAAUAUGUAACUAGAUAACUUUAAAUAAUCUUCUAAUUUAAAGAUAGGGAAAGAUAGACAUAAUCCCUCAUGUCUAAAGAUGGACAAGCUUGGAACACUUUUAUCUUCCUUGUAUGUGCUCUUCAAAUUAUGUUUAGAAUUUAGAAAUAUUUUGAAAUCUCUUUAGAAAAUGUACAGAUUGGGUGUUGUAGCCUUAUGAGUUAAUAUCUGAUACAUUUUAUUAUAAAGUAUCAAUACUUUCUGCUUCAAUCUUAGGGACAUCUGAAGCUGAUAUAAAUUAUGAUUAAAAACAAUGUUCUUCAAGGCUAGGUCUUCCAUAUGAAAACGUUUUUCUUCCACGAUUAUAAUUAACCAUGUCUUAUAUAGUUGAAUAGAUAAAUAACUGGACCUCAUGUGAACAAUUUGGAAGUGAUCUUUGUACUGUAAAAAUAAGUUUCCAGCGUGCAAGUUUUUGAGAUGAGGAUGGCAUUAAGACAUAGUCUGAGGGCUGUAUCUGGGAAACAUAGGGGCCAAGGGAUGAGUAGUUCAGCAGGUUAAGGAGUAAGUUUUUUUGCCAAUGGAAUACUGCAGUACGAAGCAUUUAGAUGUAAUAGAAUAGAUUCAGAGAUGUGUUCUUUAAAAGGCCUUUGCCUCCUCUGAAAUAGUUUAGCUUCUGUAAAAAGGAGAUGAAGUGCUGCUGGAGACUAGGUUUCUGAGAGAAGUGGUUGGGCCAUGGCUUCUACCUGGGAGAGUAUAGAAGAAGAAAGUAGCCUGAAUCUCAUUUGGCAUUAGCCAGAUUUCCUACAGACUUUGUUCUUGAAGAUACAGCUGCGUUCAAGGUAAGUUUUUUUUUUUUUUUGGGUGGGAUCCUCCUCAGCUCUGUGUUUGCCUAGAAGAAAAAACGUUGAUGUUGCAGGUUGCAUUGAGAUAUACUAAAGGUCAGUGCUGCCUGACCUUCCAGCUGAGAUACGGUACUGCCUGUCCCUAAUGGAAUGGAUAAUCAUAAAGCCAUCUUUCCUUCUUCGUGGAAACAAAUUACUGAGGGCCUGGUUCAAUUCUCUAAGUUUCAUUAACAUUUAUUUAUUCUGUUUACAAAUUCUGUUGUCAGUUGUUUAUGAAGCCAGAAUGGAUCUUUUCCGGAUUGAAUCAUUCUUAAGGCUUCUUGUUCUUUGGGAUGUAUGCUCCUUGGGCAUUCUACAUGACAGCAUUUUGCUCUUGGAAAUAUGUAUUCCUUAAUAAAUCAAUUGGUAUGUUUUAAAGCA